CGCCAUGUUUAUUGAAUGUCAGUUUUUUGUGACGCUGUCUGGUCGUGUUGUGCGUAUUUUUUCGAAAAUUUAACAUAAAAAGAUUAUUUUCUGUGAUUAGUGGUCAUAAUAAUAAAGACUCAGGGUGCAUUAUUGCAUCCGCUGAACCAUGAGCUACCAAAUACCAUCGUCGCAAAGCCGCACGAUGUCACACAGCAACUAUGGUGGCUCCGAUGUGCCAAUGGCUCCGAGCAAGGAGCAGCAAACACUCAUGUGGCAGCAGAAUUCCUACCUGGUGGAUUCUGGUAUCAACUCCGGAGCAGCCACUCAGGUGCCAUCUCUCACUGGCAAGGAAGAUGAUGAGAUGGAAGGAGAUCAACUCAUGUUCGACUUGGACCAAGGGUUUGCCCAGGGUUUUACUCAGGAGCAAGUUGAAGACAUGAACCAGCAGCUAUCACAGACGCGUUCACAACGUGUCCGAGCUGCUAUGUUCCCUGAGACCCUGGAGGAGGGCAUUGAGAUUCCCUCCACCCAGCUGGACCCAGCGCAGCCAACUGCUGUCCAGCGGCUGUCCGAGCCUUCGCAAAUGCUGAAGCACGCUGUUGUUAACCUGAUCAACUACCAGGAUGAUGCUGAUUUGGCCACCAGGUGA
Messenger RNA from Ostrinia furnacalis (Asian corn borer), 631 nucleotides. Its product is annotated as armadillo segment polarity protein-like. The transcript has 5 exons. Gene Ontology annotation, molecular function: cadherin binding. The record is from RefSeq and is a predicted model, not a curated record. NCBI's taxonomy places the organism in Eukaryota, Metazoa, Arthropoda, Insecta, Lepidoptera, Crambidae. Gene Ontology annotation, biological process: cell adhesion. Bases 149 to 631 code for a protein of 160 amino acids.